Messenger RNA from Anarrhichthys ocellatus (wolf-eel), 2238 nucleotides. It is a transcript of the gene rtbdn, whose product is annotated as retbindin. Bases 296 to 1129 code for a protein of 277 amino acids. Gene Ontology annotation, molecular function: riboflavin transmembrane transporter activity; riboflavin binding; signaling receptor activity. The transcript has 6 exons. Gene Ontology annotation, cellular component: external side of plasma membrane. NCBI's taxonomy places the organism in Eukaryota, Metazoa, Chordata, Actinopteri, Perciformes, Anarhichadidae. The record is from RefSeq and is a predicted model, not a curated record.
AGUGGCGAGCAGCGGCCCCCAGGAAGCAGAGAUCACAGCCAGCACAGAGCACGCGCGCGCGCGAGAGAGGGGGGGAGAGAGGGAGAGAGGGAGAGAGAGAGAGAGAGAGAGAGAGAGAGAGAGAGAGAGAGAGAGAGGAGGAGACCAGAGUACCGCGUACAGGCGCUGGAUUCGCAGCAACACAUCGGAGAGUCGCGGAGAAAACACUCACCGACAGAGAAGCAUAAAAACAGGAGGAACUAAUCCGGACGGAGCAUCCUUCAACCCAUCGACAGACCUGUUUGCGGCUGCAGAGAUGGGUGUCACCUCUCGUCCUCUGCUAUUGGUUUGCGCGUAUUUGGCGGCGGCGCUGAUUGGAGGGACCCGCUCGGAGGGCGUGUGUCUCCAAGACGGCAAGCAUAAGGCCGCGCCCGGCCCGGAGCCGCACCUGAGGGAGUGCGGGCUGUACGCUGACAAUAGCUGCUGCACAGAAGAAGACAUCCAGGAUAUCUCCCAUGUGCCCUCUGAUGUCAACAAGAACAAGCCCUGGGACAAGUGCGGCCCCCUGAGCUCUGAGUGCGAAGGCUUCCUGAAGCGCGUGUCGUGUUUUUAUCGCUGCUCCCCCGAUGCCGCGCGUUGGCCUCACCCCCACCGCCGCUCUUACAUCCAGGCCGUGCCACUCUGCCACAGCUUCUGCCGUGAUUGGUUUGACGCCUGCAGGAUGGACAUGACGUGUGCUCGUAACUGGGCCAAAGACCCCAGGGGACAUAACUGCACUGGAACAUGUGUUCAGUAUCAGCAGAUGUACCAGCACGGCAGGGACCUCUGCGAGAGCCUGUGGGGGGACGCCUUCAUGACCGUGGAGGACGAGCCGGAGGAUGCCGGAGAGGUCGGAGCGGAGGGCGCCGGUGGUCGCCCCUGCGGCUGCCUGACCCUCAGUCCCUCGGACAAGGACGUGAUCGCCGCACUCAGGGCCCAGCAGGACGACCCGGAGGAGCUGGACACCACCAAGGCCGGCCUGCCUCAGUACCGCGCCCCGUGCCAGACCAAGCUGCCCCUGCCGGCCAGGAGCGGCAGGAAGGGCAACUCCGUGCUGCGCAAGCGCUCCGUCAUGGUGGAGGACGUGGAGGGGAGUGGGAGCGGCUUGUAGGGAGGAGCGGUAGGCGGCAAUAUAUUUAGAGAUCGUUGUCUAGAUCCUAAUCUCUUGAAACGGAGUUGUAACCUCGCUCAUCUAACUAACCUUACCACACAGACCUAAACUGGCAUUAUCAUUAUUAUUCUACAUGCAAUCUCUAUGGUUUUAAAUAACAAUAUACCUGGUAUAAGAUAGACUGACAAGCUUGCAACACUCUCAAUAAACACCUGGUUAUUUAUUUGAACAACCUAAAUUACCAGGAUUUAAAAAAACAACAAAUAUCACUAAUAGGCAACAUCCUUAAUUCUGCAAGGGCUCUGACUUCAAUAAUACAAAUAUUGAUUAUAUCCCAUAACGGCUGCACAAAAGUGAAGAUUUUUUUAUUUCAGAAGUCAGGUAUUUUCUUUGCUUUGUAAUGCUCUGUAAAACGCAUCGCUGACAUUUUGAUAUGAGGCUGUUGAAGUCCCAACAGCGUCAGCGCUUGUGCACGAAUCAAACGCGUCGUCAGUAACCAGAGGACUUUUCAUGGCAGUAUCGUAAAACACAAUGUUCCCGCAACCAGUACUCCACCGACCCCGCUUCUCUUCUCAACCAUUCUAUAGGUGACUUUUAAUCUGUGCGCUAGUCAGUUGUUUAAAAGCAGAUCUCGCCGUUGUGAUGCCGUAUCGUGCAGUUCUACAUGUCAUAAGGUCUAUGAUAGCGGAGAAGGCCACGCAGAGUAAAGAUAAUAAUAAUGAAUGUAGCUUUCUACCAGAGAUUACUGGCCCUGAACGCGAGGGAUCGGGUAUGAUAACGACAACGGAGAGGCACGCGUAAUGCCUGAGCGGAGGUUUAAUACUCUGCCCGCCACAGUAAAUCCGCAGAGGCAGCGUUCAUACCAAUGAAGGUUGCUCUGGUAGUUUGAGCACGUUGUAUGUCGCCAAUGUACCGUGGAUGUUUCUUUUAUAAUUACAGCGUGUAUUCUUUUUUUUUUUUAGAGCGAGGCACUGUUAGAUGUACGUGUUUUGUAAAAAAAAUGAAAUAAAUAAAAGGGAAACUGAGUUGUCAGAUUUACGGUAAACUUGCUGAGAUGGGUGUUUGCUGUGCUUUACGUUCUCAAUAAAGACAAUAUUUCUAAAUGCCAA